This is a messenger RNA of Closterium sp. NIES-67, 2082 nucleotides long. The record is from the annotation of a GenBank genome assembly. NCBI's taxonomy places the organism in Eukaryota, Viridiplantae, Streptophyta, Zygnematophyceae, Desmidiales, Closteriaceae.
CAAAUACAGCCAUCGCUUUGAAAGUGGAGACCAGGAUAUUCGUCGGAAGCUGUCAGCUAGCAUCGUUCGCCUUUCAUUCUUGGUGAUACGGUUUUACAGUCUAUUUAACUCUUGCUUGAGCAGGCUGUGCUUGCCAUUUUGAGAUUAGUCUUGAAGAGUUGCUGAUAUUCGUUCUCGAGAUUCUUCGUCGAUAAUCAUGUCUGCCCUUGUUUGCGGAAAGCGAUCUGUUUUCGAGGAGAGCGUUUACGAUCCGUCCUCUCCACUGACAAAAAGAACCAGACGCGGACGUCAUGCAUCCCCACUCAAGAGUCCAUGGUCCGCAAAUCCUUUCCAGCAGCCGCCAAGCCAGCAGCAGCAGCAUCAGGGAUUAGGAGGAGCUUUUGUCUCAGAUCCGCGAAUUGGGAAUUCCAGCGGAGACGCUGAGACAUUGCAGGAUAGAUCGAACCUGGAGGUUAGUCCAGCGCAGGCUGCGUCGAUUAAUCUAAGCAAUCAUGGGUGCACAUCUGCGACUGUUUGCAUGUCGACGGAAGCUGAUGCACAGAAAGCAGCCGCAGAUGAAGCGCAGAGAGCGGGAUCGGAAGGUCUGACUGCGAAAUGGGCCGACGUAGCAGUGCGGGAGAUGAUGACAGCUGCAAGCGUGGAUGACGCUCGACAGAAGGCCUUACUUGUGCUGCAAGCUUUCGAGAAGGAGUCUAUGGAUGCUAAGCAGCAGGAUCAAUCUGCAGCGGUUCACGCGGAACAGGAACGUCGAUCUGCGUCUGAACUUCAAUUGCUACAGCAGCAGGUGGGCGUGUUGUGCAAGGAGAACCAGAUUUUGAAGCGAGCAGUAGCGAUUCAGCAUGAGAAGCAGAAGGAGCACCAGGCUCAGAACGAGGAGAAUGCGAGUUUGAGACAAGCUCUGGCGCAGUAUCAAGAGCAAGUGCACAAGCUGGAGGUUGCCAACUAUGCUCUCAACCUGCACCUUCGCCAGGCUAACGAUGCUGUGAAUCAUGCAGCUUUGUCUGGUCGCUUCCAUCCGGAUGUCUUCUAGGUCUUUUAGCACUCUGGGGCGUGCUCAUGUGCUUGCUUUAAUUCAUCUAUGUCAAGUAGGCCCAUGGCAGUGUCUCGUCUCAGUUGGAACAAGCUUCAACGCUGUUCGGAGAUUGGUUCUGGUCACCAAUGAUAGUGGCCUUCAAAGCUGAUGUCAAGUCGUUCAACUGUAGCCCUAUUUAGAAUUGGCAAGAAACUUCUCCAUAGAGUUUUGAAGGGAAGCGAGAUUCUUGUUUCCGCCAUUGGAGGCUCUCCGCAGUGAUUGAUGCCUUCCGUGACCUCGCAAAGCCAAUAACAGGAAGAGUUUUAGCUAAGGUCGGUAUAUUUUGCCAGUCUCUAAGCUGUGCUGUAUCAAAGAGCAAGGCACCGUAGUAUUUUGUCGCACGAUACGAACAGAAUUCGAGCAGCGACUUCGGAAAUUCUACAGUCCCCUGUCCCGACAAGAUGAUAUUUUUUUCAGGGCGCCUCUAAUCCCGUCGAAGAGUCAGCAUAACUAGUAGUUUUUUUCGGCGGAGUAAAAGGUAGCGACGAGUUUGUAUGAUAUAGGAGCCUUAGAAGGAUCUCUGCUUGUGAUCGCUUUUGGUCUUAGCGUGUAUCGGAUUCUAAGGAGACAGGCGGACCGUGAAGGACCAUAAUAAACGUUAAAGCCGUGGUGAGAUCAGCCGCUGGUAACCAGGAAUGUAACCUCGACAAGAAAUAAGACGCUAAAUCGGAGACGGUGGUCAGAACGGGCUGGCUACGGGUAACGGGAGUCGAGACUGUUUGUAUUGAGUCGACUCAUAACGCACCCAGAAGGCGUUCAGAAAAGAUUGGCUACGGGUGGCGGGAGCCGAGACUGUUUUUAAACGUCCAAAGGAAAUAGGAGUUGCUGCCGGCCAAGACAGGGCAGGGAUUUGAGAAGACCUGAGAGUUCCAGGCGAUGGCGACAGCUGAACAGUAACAGGAGGUGGCGAAGGAUACAGUGUUACAGGCGAUGGCGUAGGCUAAACAGUAACAGGGGCUGGCGAACGCUAUAGAGUAACAGGCGAUGGCGACGGUAAAACCGGAGCCUGA